CUUUACAAACCUAAAAUGUGUUUUUGUGUGUUUCCCACCAGAUGUGUCUGUGUUUCCACUAAAAUACUCCAAACUGAGGAGGAAAAAAGGCUUAAUGGAGGCAACAGGAAGUCCAGAGACAGCCAGGUUCUUAUGGGUUCAGCAUAAAUCAGCAGAUCUUUGUUGGACUUUUGUGUUUUUUGGUUCAUAACUUUAUGAAACAUCCACCACAGACUGGGAGAUUUUCCUUUUUCACAUGUUCCCCGCCUCAUGUCCUCCAUCCUUCCAGGCGUUUGUGCGCCGAGGAUGAUGGGAGAUGCAGCUGGAUGUGACUCCCCCUGCACGCUCUCCCUCUCCUCCCUCCCCGGCGCUGUUGGGAGGUAGAGGAGGACAUCUCAUUUAGUUUCUAACUGUUGCGGCGCUCGCUGCAGCCCUCUCUCUCUCUCGCUCAGACACAAAUCGGCGGCGGAAAAUCCUGACCGCAGUUCUGACGGAGCUGCUUUUGAAGAAAAAGGGAGGAAGACGAGGGGAGGUUGUCGUCGUCUGAAGUUCAGAGAUGGAGCCGCAUGGGGAGAAGAUGAAGGUGCGGAGAAAUGCUGGGAAGGAUUCUGCUCAGUAAAGUUUGUGGAUAUUUCUGAGAGGAAUCCGUUUUUUGUUCUUUUGGGGGGAAAGGAGUGGACGGCUGAGAGCCCGCAGGUGAGACGUUGCCGAAAGAGCUCCCCCCCCCCCGAAGCAUGGCCGCCGCCAUCAACCCUUCACCCUGCCACUUUUUCCUCUUCUUCGUCUUCUCCCAUCUGGUUUCCCCUCCAGCUCUCGCUCAGGACGACUCCUCCUCCAAGGUGGCCGUACCAAAGGGCGGCUCCUUCGCCGUCCCCACCGAGCUGAACAACCGGACUUCUGAGGAGACCACGCAGAGCUCUCCCCCAGAGACGGGACUCUCCACUCCCAGCAGUGGGGGAGACGCGGAUGACGAAGACCUCCCCCCAGCCGGGGGGACGCGCUGCCAGGGUUACUACGACGUGAUGGGCCAAUGGGACCCCCCAUUCAACUGCAACGCCGGCGUCUUCCUGUACUGCUGCGGGACCUGCUUUUACCGCUUCUGCUGCCAGUUCCGGCAGCAGAGGCUGGACCAGACCAUCUGCUCCAACUACGACUCGCCGAUCUGGGCCAACACCGGCAAGCCGGUGGCCACCAUCACGGAGGGCCAGGCGGACCAGGACCGGGACCGCACCCACCUCAUCGUUUACAUCAUCUGCGGGGUGGUGGCCGUCAUGGUGCUGGUGGGCAUCUUCACCAAACUGGCCGUGGAGAAGACCCGCGGAGGAAGUGGUCGGGGGGCGGGGCCUCCUCAGCCUGACAUCAACACCAGGAUACUGACGGACCUCCUGAAGCAGCAGGGAAGUGAAGCCAGCUCCUUGGAGAACACCAUGAGCAGCUCCCCCGGCGGCGGCGGCGGCGGCGGUGGCGGCAGAGGAGCCAACGGCGUUUCGACCAGGAUGCUGCGCAGCAGAAGUGAACAGUACCAGCUGAAUAACUCCGCCUACGGGCAGAUUGGACAAGGGCUUCCACAUCCACAGAGCAACCACAGCACCCUGGGGCUGGGCAAGUACACCUCCCUCAAAGCUGUGGCUGAAACUGCGUCCCGCAGCCACUACAAGAGCUUCCCGGUCAUGGACUUCUCCCAGUACCAGCACGCUCCCGCCUUCCAGCCGGUGCAGCCCAAAGAGAAGUCCUACAUCCACCAGCCCCUACCGGCGCACCCCGACUUCCACAGCCCGCUCUCCAUCUCCAUCCCCUCCAGCAACCUGGAGCAGUGCCGCCUCCCCAAGACCACCACGCACCCCUUCAUCUCCAGCUCGGCCUUCAAAGCCUGGGAGGCGACGGACCGCCACGUCCACAGGCAGACCUCCGUCCCCGCAAACAACUCCUCGUCCCUGCACGGCUCCCGGAGACACGGCCACUCGACGCGGCGGCAGCGGAGCAUAGAGGACACGCCGGAGGUCUUCAACCAGCCCUACGGGGGGGCCUACAGAGGAGCCGGGCAGGGGCAGCCCGUCCAACACCAGCCUUCGUAUUACCGCAACGCCAGGCAGAAGAGCUACUCCACCCACAGUGCAACCGAGGUGACCGUGUGACCGCCUCGGAGACCACGUCCUGCUGCGGCGGUCGGCGCCGAACCUCCAGCGGGACACUAUACUCAACAAACCGAGAGGCACGGGCGUUUCAACACUCACUCCUGCCCUCCUCAAAGGUCACCCGGGCUUCACACUCCACCAAAGCGGUUCCACGCCUGCAGACGAGACGGUGGAGUUCUUAGAAGGGAGAGCGUGGAUUUGUCCGUGUUCACGUGACAAGGUCAUCUAUCUCCGAGCGGAGGUCAAACGCCACGCUUUACUACGGCUCACAAUGUUCCAACAAUUCAACAUGGCCGACGUUUUCUUCAUCCUCUGAUGACGGAUCGGCUUCAGAAAAGUCCAAAUAUUUUCAAGUGACUUGAUGAGUGACCCCUAAGAUAUUGGUUUUAGUUGUAUUUGACGAGAAUUUUGAAAGACGUCUUUAGUGAUCCGUCUCUGAUCGGAUCAGAAAAGUCACAUUCUCAUUGGUUUCCUGAUUUUCCUGACCUUUAGAAAAUAAAUUGGCAAAACACACUAAAAUAGAUUUAAAGAUCGUUAAAUGUGUUUGCGUAAAACAGCUGUGUUUAAAUAAAGUUAAACACUUUCAGAAACUUUCCAAAGAAAGAACUUUAUUCGGCACCUUUGUUUUUGACCUCUUCAAGUCUUACAGUGUCAACAAAUUGAACAUUUGAAGCCUAAAAGCAAAAAAUGUGGAUCAUUUUUACCUUCAACGUGUCGACACAAAUGAGGGAACAAUAAAGUUUUGUUCAAACUUUGGUGAAAACAAAGAGUGCAGCGGUGUGAGCGUCACUUUUCUGAAAGUAUCUCACUCAACCACUUGUGCUUGAACAGCUACUUCCUGUUCACACAAUCUGGAUCCAAACAAGAAUUUAUUCACAUUUGGUGUUUGUAAAGCAUCAAAAUCCUCUCGAGUCAAAGAAACAAAUCCAGCAGCUGAACAGAAUGAAAAGAAAAACAACAAACUGUUUUGUGAAGUCGUCUUCAUUCUGAUGCUUAGCAAUUUCUCAAGCAGAACCAGAGUCCAGGAAAUCGAUUACCAGGACUGAUUAGAGCCAAAGAGGACAGGAAAGAUACAAAAAAAACAGCAAAAAAAAA
Molecule: messenger RNA, 3209 nt
Organism: Oryzias latipes (Japanese medaka)
Lineage: Eukaryota; Metazoa; Chordata; Actinopteri; Beloniformes; Adrianichthyidae
Gene: shisa8b
Product: shisa family member 8b
Biological process (GO): regulation of short-term neuronal synaptic plasticity; regulation of AMPA receptor activity
Cellular component (GO): postsynaptic membrane; AMPA glutamate receptor complex; dendritic spine membrane
Source: RefSeq, a predicted model, not a curated record